Salvia hispanica is the source of this 2690-nucleotide messenger RNA. The record is from RefSeq and is a predicted model, not a curated record. NCBI's taxonomy places the organism in Eukaryota, Viridiplantae, Streptophyta, Magnoliopsida, Lamiales, Lamiaceae.
CUUAUGGACAACAUCUCGGCAAGAUUAAUACAUCUAUUGAGCAAUGCCAAGUCAUUAAACCAAACCAAACUUGUUCACCAAAAAGCUAUCAUUUUUGGGUUACAGAGCAACACAGCCUUGUGCAAAAAAAUCAUCAAUCUAUACAUCUUGUGCGGCGCAUAUCGAUGUGCAAAUUCGGUUUUCCGGAGCAUCGAAAACCCUUUAGAUAUCACAUUAUGGAACGGUUUGAUGUCGGCAUACGCAAAGAGCUCCAUGUUUCCCGACGCGCUCUCAUUGUUUCGGAGUUUGCUCAAAUUCCCUUAUUUAAACCCCAAUGAAUUCACGUAUCCUAGUUUGUUGAAGGCUUGUGGCGGACUGAGACGACUUGAUUACGGAGAAAAGAUUCAUAACCAUUUGAUAAAAAAUGGGUUUUUGUCGGAUGUCGUUAUUGCUAGCUCUUUGAUGAGGGUGUACGCUAAGUGUGGUGUAUUUGGUUCUGCUCUCAAAGUGUUUGACGAAAUGCCUGACAGAGAUUUGGCGUGCUGGAAUAAUGUGAUUUCUGGUUAUUAUCAGAGUGGGCAGUGGGAGAAGGCGUUGGAGUAUUUUGAGAGAAUGAGGAGCUCUGGGUUCAGGCCUGACUCUGUGUCGUUUACAAUUGCGAUUUCUUCGUGUGGGAGGAUGUCGGAUUUGGAAAGAGGGGCACGAAUACAUGAAGAAGUAUUGAGCAGUGGGCUUGUUGUGGAUGAUUAUAUUGCUGCAGCUCUUGUUGAUAUGUAUGGGAAAUGUGGCUGCAAAGACAGGGCUAAGGAGGUCUUCGAGGAGAUCAAGAUCAAGAGCUUAGUUUCUUGGAAUGCAAUGAUUGGAAGUUUUAGUCAGAUUGGAGACAGUUUGUCAUGCAUUGGACUCUUGAUUAGAAUGAAUGAGGGAAAAGUGCGGCCUAAUUCAACCACCAUGUGCAGCUUGUUAGUGGCCUGUGCCAAAUCGGCACAACUGCAACAUGGAAGAUUCGUACAUGGCUACAUUGUUAGAAACAAUGUAUUGAAUGAUAUCUAUGUUGAGGGUUCACUAAUUGAUUUUUACUUCAAGUGUGGAAGAGUUGCACUUGCAGAAAAGGUAUUUGGAGUGAUGCGUAAGUCGGAUACCGUUUCUUGGAAUGUCAUGAUCUCUGGUUAUGUAUCUGCAGGCUGCUACUUUGAGGCGCUAGGCGUGUAUGAUGAUAUGAGGGAAGCUGGUGUGAGGCCGGACGCAAUCACCCUCACUAGUGCAGUAACAGCUUGUGCACAAUUGGCUGCUUUGGAAAGGGGCAGAGAGUUCCACAAGGUCAUCACUGAGAGUCACUUGAGCUCCAACGAUGUACUAAUGGGUGCCCUUUUGGAUAUGUAUGCCAAAUGUGGUGCUGUAACUGAAGCUGCAGCGGUGUUUAACCAGCUCUCAAGAAGAGAUUUAGUGUCAUGGACUUCAAUGAUUGCAGCAUAUGGCUCUCACGGCCAAGCACCCGAGGCAUUGAAGCUCUUUGACAAAAUGCUCCAAGCUCGUGUAAGGCCUGAUAGAGUCACGUUCCUUGCACUGAUGUCAGGUUGCAGCCACGGAGGGUUGGUUGAUGAGGGCCUGAGAAUUUUCAGUUUGAUGGAACACGGCUAUGGAAUCAGACCUACAACUGCGGAGUAUUCGUGCCUGAUAGAUCUCUUGGGCCGUGGUGGGAGAUUGCAGGAAGCAUAUGAGAUGCUCCAGCAGAACUCUUAUGCUAGAGAGGAUGUGGACUUGCUAAGCACACUAUUUGCUGCAUGCCAUGUGCAUGGGGAGGUCGAGUUAGGGGAGAAAGUUGCUGAUCUCCUUAUUGAGAAGGAUCCGAAUGAUCCUUCAACUUAUGUCGUCCUUGAAAAGAUGUAUGCGGCUGACAAAAAAUGGGAUGAAGCACGCAAGAUUAGAUUGAACAUGAAGGAACUAGGGUUGAAGAAGAGGCCCGGGUGCAGCUGGAUUGAAGUUAAUAAGAAGGUGCAAUCAUUUUUAGCAGAGGAUAAGACAUUCUCACACCUACAACCUGUUUAUCACUGUUUGUCCUUAUUAUAUACCCAUAUGGACAAGAAUGAGAUGGAAGCACAACCCGGAACAAGUGAUGGUAGAUGUAACAAACCAUGUGGGCCUUGAUGUUAAUUUGGGUGCCAGUCAUGAAUGGUUAUUUGCUCCUCUACAAUUUAUUUAUUGUCUAGGACCCAGAAAAGCAGCUUCUCUCCAGAGGUCCCUAGUAAAUAGCGAUCGAGCAUGUAAGGGAGAAGCCACAUUUACUGAGAGCUGUAGAUGUUCAUGAAUAUGCUAAGCAGAAAAAUCAUCUGAACAAGAAAGAAACCCUCAAUGAUAUUAGAUUGGAAUUGAUGGAAGGUUUUCAGGAUCGUCACAGACCUUUUGUAGAACCAGGUCAGGAUGAAGAGUUUUGCAUGAUCACCGGAGAGACUGAAGAGAACUCUCUGAAGGAAGAAUUGUGCAGGCCACGGUUCGAAAGGUGCAGGAGGAUUUCAUGGACGAUUGGAGGGAUAUCAAUGAGUUAAAUGAGAAGCUGAGCGAGGGUGAUGAUAUGACUUGCAAAACUAAACCAAUUCAGAAAAAUCACUAUCAGAACGCAGAAAAAGCUCACAAGGAGGAGCUUGAAAAGAAGCAUUUCAAGCCGAGGAUGAUCGUUCACUCACGCUUCCAAAAUAUAAAGUCUGAUGCAG